Messenger RNA from Clonostachys rhizophaga, 1263 nucleotides. The record is from the annotation of a GenBank genome assembly. NCBI's taxonomy places the organism in Eukaryota, Fungi, Ascomycota, Sordariomycetes, Hypocreales, Bionectriaceae.
AUGGGCACCGCACACCAGAUCCGCGACAAUGGGGGCGAUCACCACCCGCCGCGCCCUCCCUCCUCCAAAUCAAAUAAAGAUCCCGACCAUGACCACGACCAUGACCACGACGAACACGAUCACGACGACGGCCAUUCUCACAGCCACUCCCACGGCCUGGGCCACCACCACCACCACGACAACCCGUACCUCCUCUCCAAAGACCGCAGCGACCCCGGCGUCCGGAUAACAAACAUCGGGCUCGUCUCCAACCUCCUCAUGGCCGUUGCCAAGUUCAUCGGUGGCUGGGCCUUCAACUCGAAAUCAAUGGUUGCCGACGGCUGGCAUAGCAUGACCGACCUCGCCUCAGAUGUCCUCACCCUGGCCACCGUUUCCUGGAGCAUCAAGCCCCCGAGCGAACAGUUCCCCAUGGGCUUCGGCAAGGUGGAGAGUCUGGGCGCGCUGGGCGUGUCCGGGCUGCUGCUGGUCGGGGGCUGCUACAUGGGAUGGGAGAGCGCCAUCAGUCUCUACGGCCACUUCGACCCUGCGGCGGCGCACACUCUCAUGGAGCACAUUGGGCAUGGGCAUGGGCACUCGCACUCGCACAGCCCUGCCGCCCUAGGGAUACCCAGUAUUCACGCUGCGUGGCUGGCUGCUGGUACGGUGGUCGUGAAGGAAUGGCUCUAUCAUGCUACUAUGAAAGUGGCACGUGAGAAGCACUCCUCCGUCCUCGCCUCCAACGCCAUCCACCACCGCGUCGACAGCCUCACGGGCAUCGUUACCCUCGCCGCCAUCGUCGGCGCCAACGUCAUCGAGACGGCCGGCUGGCUCGAUCCCGUCGGCGGCCUCCUCAUCUCCUUCAUGGUCAUCCACGCCGGCGCCGGCAACAUGGCCGACGCCCUGCGCGAGCUGGCCGACCAGGGCGUCGACCCGGAGGUCAAGGGCAAGGUCCGCAAGCAGGCGCAGCGCGCCAUCGCCAGCCUCGAGGACAGCCGUGACGUAGAGCUCCGCGACGUGAGCGGUAUCAAGUCCGGGCAGAACUACCUGAUGGAUCUCGAGAUGGCCGUCCCAGGAUCGUGGUCCGUCGAGCACGUGCGCAGGAUGGAGGACGAGAUCCGGCAGACCGUCGGCGCCAAGGUCAAGGGUGUCAAGCGGGUCCGCGUGCGGUUCGUCUCGGUGCAGGAGCCCAUUAACGGCCGGUUCGACGAAUUCAUCCACGAGCACGCCCACCAAGGCGGGGAGGAUAAGAAGCCGAAGAAGCUAAACGGGCAUCAGAAGGAGUAA